AUGCAAACGCAGCCGAAACCGAAACCAUGUAUGUACCUGUAUGUACCACAAUCCGUUGACAAUCCGGAUGAUGCUUUCCAAAGCUUCGAUCUUUCAGAGAGAUGGAAGGAGAGGAGUUGCGUAUGUAACGAGUGCGGGGCUCGGCCAUCCGGGCUGCUCGACCCGAGAUCGACAUACCCCU
Molecule: messenger RNA, 181 nt
Organism: Fomitopsis serialis
Lineage: Eukaryota; Fungi; Basidiomycota; Agaricomycetes; Polyporales; Fomitopsidaceae
Exons: 1
Source: RefSeq, a predicted model, not a curated record